CCACAAUGCACCGCGGAACAGCCACGUAAACGUGCAGUCCUCAGCGCUGUGUAUGCUAGCCGCAACUGUAGCAUCUGCUCUGAAAACCUGCCUUUAUUCCACCACAUGUGAAUUUAAACACGAUUUACAGUUCCCAGGUCUGCUCUCAGUCUCUGGAUGUAGUUGUCUGUCCCAGGUUAAACAUGUCGAUGGUGAUGUUUGCGUCGGUGGUGCGGAUCAAAGAUGGCCUCCCUCUUUCGGCCUCCACAGAUUAUGAACAGGACGCUGAGCUGCAGGAGACGAAGAGACACCUCAAAACUUUGUCCAAGAAACUCAGCCAGCUCCCUGACCGCUGCAGCCUCAAGUCCGGGCCCUACAACGUCAAUUUCACGAGUUCUCUGGGUGUGGGAUACCUGAUGGUGUGCACUGCAAGUUAUCCUAAUGUUCUGGCCUUUUGUUUCCUGGAUGAGCUUCAGAGAGAGUUCAUCAUCACCUACGACCCAAAGAGAAUCAGCACCGUUGUGCGGCCAUAUUCUUUCAUAGAGUUUGACACGUUCAUUCAGAAAACAAAGCAGCGCUACAACAACCCACGCUCUCUGUCCACAAAGCUGAACCUGUCGGACAUGCAGACAGAGAUCAGACUGAGGCCGCCCUAUCAGCUCUCACUCGAGGAACUGCACGAGCUCAACGGGGGCAACAAACACGGCAACGCCAAGUACAACGGCAUUGCUCCCACUCAGAUGCUGGAGCCGCUGUCUCUGUCUGGGAUCGUCGCUUGUGUCCUCACUGCUCUGUGUGGAGGUCUGAACCUGCUCAGGGGGGUGCAUGCCAUCGAGAGCAUUCUGCAGAACGGAGGCGAAGACUUUAAUUACGUGAUUGCCUUUUUCCUGGGCACCGCGGCCUGCAUCUAUCAGUGCUAUCUGUUUGCAUACUUCUCUGUGUGGAGGAGCAUUAAGUCGUUCUUGGCCUUCGCUCUCAUCUGCCUCUCAAACAUGUAUCUCUACGAACUCCGAAACCUCUGGCAAAUUUUGUUUCACGUCGCGGUUGGAGCAUUCAUGACAUUACAAAUCCGGCUACGGAGACCAAUCGGCAAAGCACCAGACUACAAUGUUUGACCAUGGAUUUUGUAUGGACCUUUUUGGACAAGUGGGACACCGUACUUUUACACAACAAGCAAAGAUGAACUGAACAUCAUUUACUCAAGAGGAUUUUGAUGGUUUGGCCUAGCGCCAAAAGUGAGUUAUAGGGAUUUUAAUAGACAUUAUUUUAAUUCUUAUGUUUGGUUUUUAAGUAACAGUUGCAGCCAGGUUUGCAGCCACCUUUUUUUUGCAAAGUUCACUUUUUCACUCAUAUCAUAAAAUGCAUUGGUAACACUCUACAAUAACUUCAAUUAUUCAUGCCUCAUUAAAGCAUGAACAAACUCUUUAUUCAUAAUUAACAAAUAGUUAAGAAUGGUUCAGGCUUAGUAACUUAAUACCGUAACUCUUAAUCCUAACCUCUUAAUUAAGUAGUUUCUAAGCCUGAAGCCUCUUAAUAAGUGAUUUGUUUAACCUCACUGUUGGUGUCAGUACUUCCAGUCCAACUCCGUCUCUCUGAGGUUUUUGCACAGUCACGCUAAAAUGAAUAAAUAAUUAAGGCUCAGGCUGUGGACAGGGAGCUGUGAGUAUUAAACAUUACACAAAUAAAAUAAACAGUUCACCAUAGGACAGUUUUGUGUUGUGAAAGAGAAAUGUUUGUCUCAAUGCUAAUGUUAAUGCUAAUUUUGAGGUAUUAUAACUAUUAAAAGAGCACCACAAACUGAAGUAUUCUGUGUAUAAAAAUAAUUGUAUAAUCUUAAUUUUUAUUAAUUUGAAUUUUAGCAGUUUUUUUUAUUUUAUUUUAUGUUUUCCAAUUUUAAUAAUAGUGACUGUUUAGCUUUGAGUCACAGUGAGUUAGUUAGUGCGCUGCUGUGCACUGAGCUUAUUGGAUUUUUAGCUGCGCAUUAUUAAGGCUAAGUAAGGUGUAGUUGUUAUAAAGUGGUACCAAUGCAUCAUCUCAAUUGUUGAUAAGAAUGUAUUGUAAAGGUGUAUGGAUGACAAAUGCAUAAAAUGAAAGUACAGUGCCUCCAACUGUAGAAAUGGUUUUCAGUAGUUUGUCCAGAAAAACAAGCUCAUUUUUUUUUAUUUUCCACGACCACAGUAUUAUUUUUGCACAACUGUUUAAAAUACCCAUAGAUUCAAGAACAAGCAAUGCAGAAAAUCAUAUCAAACCAAAUGGUCAUAACAGUGACCAACACACUAAACUAAAUGCAGGAUAUCAACUAUAUUUUUUUAUUUUAUUUAUAGUUUUGUGCAGUUCAAACCAAGCCACUGUUUCUUUUGAUGUUUAUUUUUUUAAACAAGCAAUAAUCCAAAAUGUCAGGUGACCACAGUAAUUUUUAAAAUAAUUUAUAACAUAUUUAGGAGAGGUUAUAUACACUAUACACACUGGUAAUAAACAUUUGUAACAUUAUUCCAUAUUGAUGCUGCAUGUGAAAAGGCUUUACUUAAAGAAAACGUACUGUGCUUUUUUCUGCUUUAGAAUUAUAAUCUAUGACACCCGUGGAUCUUUAUGUUGUAUUUUGGACAUUUUAAAUCGCUAGGUCACUCUAAAGAGCAGCUGACUUUUUUCAUUUGUGUCAAAAUGACUUUGAGACGAAUCACUGAUUGAUGAAAUAAAAUUGGAGAACUAAAUACAACUUUCGGCUUUGUUUAAGAGGUCUACUUGUCAACAUCACACAAAAAGAUACCCAAAUCAAGACAAACAUUCAAACUUAUGUUCUUAUUAUCUAUAUAUAAAAAACCUAAAACAUAUUUCACAUUAAUUUAUUUAAAGAACCAUAAGAUCACAACUGAAAACCUAUGUAUCAUUUUGCACUGACUGGAAUGCUUUAUUUUUAUGCAUUUUAUUGACAGCUAAUUUAUUGUAAUGACUGAAAGUAUAAUAUUGUACCAAUGAAAGUCCAGCGUAUUUCUCUGUAUAUUUUCUGUCUCAUUUUGGUGCAUUACAUUGUUUUUUGCACAUGUUUGCAAAUGUUUAAAAAGCAGAACUAAAUCUAUGCAAUGCUGUCUUCAAAGUGUGGCCGUUAUUUCAGUCAGAAUGGAGCCAGCAGCUGUUUUCUUAAGUUUGUUUUUAAGCAGUUAUCAGUUUUAUUACAUGCUUCAAAAGAUUGAGAUGUGUCUGACUGUCAUUUAUUUGGAUGUUGUUAAAAGAAUCAAUGAUGUUAUAUCACUCCAAAUGAAUAGCUGUUUUUUUUAUUGCAAUUUUCCAGAUUUUUUCAAGUGUUACGUUCAGGUCACAGUGCACAUUUCAAAAUUAUCCAGACCAUAAAUGUUUGAAAGAAGACAGAAUAACAGCUAAACUACAAUAAUAAAAUGUUUCUAAAGAUCU
Messenger RNA from Periophthalmus magnuspinnatus, 3387 nucleotides. RefSeq names its product SEC22 homolog A, vesicle trafficking protein (gene sec22a). Gene Ontology annotation, biological process: endoplasmic reticulum to Golgi vesicle-mediated transport. Bases 183 to 1094 code for a protein of 303 amino acids. Lineage: Eukaryota; Metazoa; Chordata; Actinopteri; Gobiiformes; Gobiidae. The transcript has 7 exons. The record is from RefSeq and is a predicted model, not a curated record.